This is a messenger RNA of Cajanus cajan (pigeon pea), 714 nucleotides long. The record is from RefSeq and is a predicted model, not a curated record. NCBI's taxonomy places the organism in Eukaryota, Viridiplantae, Streptophyta, Magnoliopsida, Fabales, Fabaceae.
AUGUCUCGUAGAGGAGUGGAUUACGUACCAGACAGCGAUGAGGAGCAACACUUACUUCGGUCAGAGGAAGAAAUCAUACAUGAACAAUUACUAUCUCAAUGGAGAAGGAUUAGGGAAGCUAAGGAAGUUGAUGACGCUACAGAACAACGACCAUUGUCUCCAUUAUCACCACCACCGCAGGAACUUGGAGACGAUAAUGAUGACCACACAUUUAGGUCAUUUAACAUACCCACUGUUAUUCCUGGACCUGCUGGUAUGGUGCAAGCUGAGAUCACCAAUAGGCAAUCUGAUAAUCCUUUAUCAGCAAAACAAUUGCAUUCAAAUAUUGGCCGAGUUGCCAACAUGGUGUUCAACACUAACCCCUGGCGUUAUGCUCUACAUUAUGUAAAAUCCAGAGGACUACCAGAAGUGACACCAUUGAUUAACAUAGACCAUAAUUUAGAAAGGGUUGCAACUGUUGUUGCUUUUGUCGACUCCAUGACCCCAACAGGCAACGACAAUUAUACACUUAAAUUGAAGGACCCAACUGCAACCAUUGGGGCAAGCCUACAUUACAAAGCAAAGGACCACCCACAAUACGGCCAACACAUUGUUGUUGGUUGUGUCUUAGUGUUGAGGGAGAUUGUGGUCUUUGCCCCAGGCCGUUUUCGUGGUCCAUACUUUUUAAACAUAACCAAAAACAAUGUGCAACGGGUAAUUCAAAAGGAUAUAUGA